CUUCCAUCUAAACUGCAGAAGUUGUAUCAGAACGAAUUUGCUUUGCUGUAAAACCGUUUAGCAUUCGAUCCAAUACAUUUAUUUUGCAAGUUUUAACAAGGAGAAUUAUAGCUUAACUUCAAAGAAUUUUUAAUCUCACUUAAUCUGCUCUUUGGAACGCGUUGAUGGUCAACUGAAAUUUUGGUUUGACUGAAGAUUUUGAUACGAUUUAAGACUCGAUACGAUCUGUUUCUUAUACCCAACGAUGUCCAUUCAAUCACCUUCACAAGGUUCUAAUAAGCCACCACGCUCAGGUAUGUACUAAAAAAUUGACUUUGAGCUCAUACGAUCGGAUUUACCAGCCUUGUGUAUUUAUAUUAAAAAAAUAUAUUAAAUUUAAUCCUUGGCAUACAAGUUUUCACUGCUGCUUUUAUGUUUUGCUGUACAGGAGGGCAAUCUGCCUCACGCCAGUCAGAAAAAGCUGCCUUUCAGUCGGUAAAGUCAAGCUCUCCUGGAAAUCAAUCCGCUUUGUCUGGUAAACUGGACUGAUUUUAGUUAAACAGACUUAAUAUAUACCUAUCUGGCUAUGUAAUAUUUAAAGCACAUGGCAUUGAAAACGGUAAUAUUCUCCCAGUGCCAAACAGUGCUUUGAAAGCAGGAGGAGGGGUUGUACUCAUCCAACGUACCUAUAUAUGGAAAUAUAUAUCUAGAAUGGAACGUCCUUAUUCAAGAUGUUCUCAAGGAUAUGAUACUUCAAACACACACACAAAAAACACAGGAUAGAUAAGACUGUACAUUGUAUCCAAGGCUGUGCUCUAGAGCGGUGCGUUGUGGUCCCUGGUGGCUAACUUUUGCUCUCGCGCAACUAGAAAAUCUUAGCUUUUUCUUAGAAAUCAUAUGCUGGGCACCCUGGAUUUCACAGGUUGAAGCACAGCAGUGCUUCCUUCAAUUUUUCAGUAGAACCUUGGUAUCUUGAGAUCAGAGCACAGGUAGGCAACGGGGGAUACAGAUACUUUGAAAUUUUGAGUUCAUGUAGCAUUAGGAAUUGUUAUAUUACAGUCAAAGGUUUCUUAACAGACUCUCAGGUUUGCAGACAGCUUUAGACAGCUUGAAAAAAUAAUAAUAAGGUAUCCUCUUUCAAAGACCAUUCCCAUUAUGUUCUCCUACGAUGCCUACUUAAAGGAGCUUUGACUGUAUUAUUGUUUUGUUUUUUUUCCUAGUGAGUUGAUAAGAACUUGUGGUUUAGAAUCAUUAUUUCAAAAUAGUAUUAAGGGCAUUAUUGAUUCUAAAACCUGAAGUGACAGUCUUUUGUUCUCGUUCUCAGUGAUAGAGUCUGUGGUGAAUCCAAACCGCAAUCCAUUUACCAUCCCAAAAGACAAUGAUGUAUUCAUGUUGAGAGACAGGGAAAGACAGAAAAAGAAACAGGUUUGAUCAUUUACUUCCUUAUUUUUGUACUCUGUACAGUUGCAGUGUGUAAUGUUGAGCUAGAAUAUGUGCAAUUGGAGAAAGAGUGCAUUAUUUUUUGUUUUCUCGAAACUUUUGUGGAAAGUUAGCAAAAAUUUAAUCCAGUUAGCAAUGCUAAUAUACAUUAAUAUGGCCUUAGUUGGAAAUAUAGUUAUCAGUGAUUUUUUUGUUUUGAUACUGUAGGAAAGGAUUAAUCAGCGUAAGUUAAAAGUGCAUGAAAAAACUACCUACACAUCACGUGUCAACACAAAAACAGCAGCAAUGAGAAAAAUAGCAGAUGAUAGUGAAGAUGAAUUUGUUGAAGAAGAGAAGAAAAAGGAAAAAGAUGGAGUCAUUGCUGUAAAAGAUGAUCCACAGUUUACUCUGGCAAUCACAAGAGGUAGGCAAAAAUAAAUAGAAUGCAGAAAUAUACUUGUAAUACAUAUAUUAUAUAACGUCAUACUUAGUUUGCUAUAGCUAACAUAAUUCAGACUUUUCAGUAGUUUUAUGGAGUAGGUGUGCAAAUUACAGCUUUUCAGUUGCUUAUCAUUUCUUCUGUUUUAGAUCGCCACGUGGAAAAAGAAAAUUUAGCAGACUUCAUUUCCAAGAAAAGAGAAAUGUUUUUGGUUCAGGUAUGUUUUUGUUCGAAAAUCUUGUGAAAAAGUCAGUGAAGUGAAAUGAAGUCAGUGAAGGUUAAAAAAAUACAACAUGUCUAAUUAACGAAGCAAUCCUUGGACUAAUUUAUGUCUCAUUUUUGUCACUUCAGUAUUCGUUAGGGGUGAAACGUGAUGAAAUGAGAAAACUGGAAGAAAUUGCACAGGUACGAAACUGCAUAGGAUGAAUUAUGAGGCAGAGUGGCUGAGUGGUUAGAGCACUGGAUUUGUAAUCUGGAGGCCCUGAGUUCCGGUUUUGCCCUAGCUUCUCGCUGGAUUUGUUCUCGGUAGUCCCAAGUUCAAAUCCUCGGCCACUCUUGUAAAUAUCUAACUGGUUCAUCUCCUAUAAGCUUUAGAACCAGUUGGGAUUUUUAACCAUAUACUGGUAUGUUAUGUUCCAUUGAAAAAAAAUUGGCUCGUCUAUCCCUGAAAAGCCCCAUAAGCCAGGGAAGAUUUUCAUUAAGUAUUAAUUAUUAGUUAAUGAUAUGAUCAUUUACUAGGUUUCAGCUUGUUAAUUCUCUAAUUUGUGUAAAAGUAAUAAAGUGUUGUAAUCUUUCACUCUGUUAGAAUUGCAUUUAUUUAUAUGAUUACUGAACAAUAAUUGUACCUUUGACUUAGGAUGAAAACUGCAUAAUUAUUGAUUACACAGAUAAAAUGUAAAAGAACUCAACGUUUAAUCCUAUUCUGUACCUCAUUUAGGCAGAGGAAAAGAAACUUGAGCUCGCAGAGCAGUACCUUGAAGAAGAUGCUGCAAUGUUUGAUGAAUUCUUAAAAGAAAAUGACAAGAACUCUGUGGAGGCUAUUAAAAUGCAAGUGUCGACAAAUUAUAGUUCUUAACCUGAGUUCAAAACCUGAGAACACUGUCUAUUUUUCUUUCACUUUUUCAUGCUGUUAUAUCUAAUUUUUGAUCUUCUUGAUUUUCAUAGCGCUGAAGCUGAAACUAAACUGAAACUUGAAAAAGUGGCUGAGAUAAAGAAAAUCAAUGCACAAAUGAUGGCAAUUAAAAGGUGAACUGCUGCAUGCAAUAAGCAUUAAUUUUUUGUUUAAUAUAUUUUUAAUAUACAUCAUGUGCAGCAGUGUAGCCAACUCUGUCUUUAAGGGACAUCUGUGUUGAAUAAAAUGAACUUUAAAGUGUACACUUGUAAUCCUAAAAAUUAAAAACAUUAAAAAUUUCUGCUGUUUGUCAGUCAACUGCUGUGACUUUGUAUAAAGUAGCUAGAUUCCUCUCUAAAGGUCAGUAAGUUCGAGACCAGGCUCCUUAUUGGGGCAAAAAGGUGAAUGAUGGGAUUCAAAGAAUUGGCAAGCAAAGCAAGCCAAUUAGGAGACUACUGGAGAGGGGGAAAGAGCUUGUUAGGAUUUUUGUUAAAUCACAUCUUAUAAUGCGUACUGUAAGAGAGCCUACCAUUCUUGUUGUAAAUCGAAUUCUUAAAAUAAAGGGGCUUUUCUUACAUUAUAAUCGAUGAUUGAUGGGAUGGGUCAAUCCAGUUACUUCCGAUGAUUGAUUUUGACAUCUCAGCCGUUUAACCCUAUUUGCGGUGAGGUAUUUCAAUGUUUAACCUUAAAUUCCUUCUCAUUUUUUUUUCCUUCAGUGAAAUCUCUAAGAAUGAAGACACGCUAAAGGAAUACAUGUUAUAUAAACAGUUUCUGGACUCUCUCACGCCCCAGGUACUGCCGCCGCUAAGACUCAGAUUUUCAUUUUGUUAUUCAGCCAUGAUCCUCAUAAUUUUGUGUUCUGUUCUCACCAUUAGGAAUGGAAAGAUGAAAAAAGAAAAGUCAAAGAAGAGAAAAAGGUGAAUAGUCAUUUUUGAAUGACCCAUUCGCUCCUGGGAAUUUUGUAUAUACCGUAUUUAUUCGAAUAAGCGCCCAACCUCGAAUUAGCGCCCACCUCGAAUAAGCGCCCAUCCUAAAGGCAGAAAAAGUUAAUAAGCGCCCAGCCUCGAAUAAGCGCCUACCCCACCACACCUUCCUCCCACUCCCACUCAAACUCAAAUUAGCGACCACCCCUAAAACUGAAUAAUUGCUAAUAAGAGACUUUCCCGAAGACGGAGUUUUCUUCAAAGUAUUUUACAGGAACCUUGCUUUGUUACGUCUUCGCGUUUUGCUAUUACCAUUUAUUGUUUUGUUGCAAAAUACACAUACUACACUUGCUGAAAAUGUUGAAAAUUUAAUAAGCGCCCAGCCUCGAAUAAGCGCCCACCUCGAAUAAGCGCCCACUCUCAAGGUCCAAAAAUUUAAUAAGCGCCCAGGGCGGUUAAUCGAAUAAAUACGGUAGUCAGCCAAAAAUGCCCGAAACGCCCCCUAAAAGGUCUAGCACUUUGAGCUUCUGAAGUCCGGGAAUGCUGCACUAUUCUUGCGCUUUUCUUGCCCCAUUUUUUCUCUUGUGUUGGGUCUUUGAGUUCUCUGUUUAAUUUCGGUGGGAAACGUUUUUGGAAAAGCUUUGAGGAUCUUAUGAUAUGGAAGGAAGUACAGGUAGGUAGUCACCAGUGGAACAAUUUUCUUUGGAAUUUUCUGGUCAACUUCGUUUACAUGUUGAUUUUCUCCGCCCUCCUCGACUGAAUCGCGCUUAUUCUAGCAUCGUCUGAAAGAUUUUUUUUAGAUGACGAAGUCGUCCUUGAGCAUGAAAACUGGUGACUUCAUGGCGGCUGCAAGGAACGUGGAUCAGCACGGGCGGUUUAAUACGGGUACUUCAGCGUUGAGUGGGUUAUUGUGCUAGUCAUCCAACUAUUUUGUAUGAUGAAACGUAACUCUGGACGUUCAUUUGUCUUUCUUUCUCAGAGAGCAAAGCAAAAGGAGAGAGGUUCAGUUAACAAAAAGAAAAGUAAGUCUGUUUUUGCGAAAUAUCUUCACACCUAUAUUGAAUUUCCAAUCCCAUUUGUCAUCAAACUUAACCUUCUAACCUCUUGUAACCCUACCUCUCACCCAAACUAUUCUAGUAACCAUACACAGUUCUGGCAGAACAUCCAGUCGUACAAGCCACAAAGACGGCAGAACAAGCUCUGUAAGUAGAAUUGAUCUACCUUUGCUAAUUUAAAUUUGUAAACCUUGCUGGGCUUUUCUUUCCUCGCUAAAGUCCGAUAGUUAUUUUCGUUGGAUUUUCCUAGUUUUUCUUAGUUUUGGAAAUUAGCCCUUUAAACUACAAAAAUUCGCUUUUUAUCUUGAAAAAGGACCGCCGGAUUAACUUGAGGUUACAUGUAACAAAACAGAUGAGUAUUCAUUUCAUCUGUGUUACAUAAUCGUACACUGACAAAUUGUGAGGUAUAGUUGCAGAUAAAGAUUUACCAAACAAAUGUAAUGUUUUGACACACAAAUGCAUGAAACAGUCUAUUUUCAUUAAUUCUGUCCGCAGAAACUCGCAGGCACUCCUCAAGGAAAACAGUAAGUGUUCAUUAUUUUGUGUUUUAUCACAAAAAAUUACACGAGCUGGUCGCUUAGGUCCGGUUAAGUUCUAGAGAGCUAUCUUUUGUUGUCGUUGUUGUUGUUGUAUUGUUUUGCAUUAUAAAAAAGAGUUGGGACCACCAUUUUUCAUCGUAACUAACUUGCUUCCAUUUUGUUAAAUCUCAAGUCAAAAGAGCGAUGCUGAAGAUAGUUCAGCUUCCUUGUACGACACGGAUGAAGAGGAGAGCGAUAAUGUAAGCUAAGUUCUUAUUAUAUUAUGAUAAUUAUUAGUACUACAUUAUCAGUUUCACGGCAUUUUUUGUAAAUUUCUUUAAUUAUGCGGAGCUCUAAGCGAUGUGAAUGGGCAGUAAUAGUGACUUUCUGUCCAAAACACCCUGAGUGAGACUAAACUCUGCAAUUUACACCCCUAAAUAAAGCAAGAGGACGAGCAUCCCCGUCUUUUUUGUAUGAGUCACCGCCGGUCCUAACCCUCCGUGGAUUUGUCGUGCAACUUUUUUCUCGAUGUAACUUUGGGAUUCAUUUUGUGUAUUUCUCACAGGAGCCCGAGUUAUUUUUCGCUGACCCGCAGCAACUUCUCGAUAUAUUUGCUGAACUCGAAGAACAGAAUUUGUCUCUUAUCCAAAACAGCCAGGAAACCGAAGAAGCACUCGAGGAACUGCGGCAGACAAUUAAGCAAACGCAAGAUAGAAUGUAAGAACUCCAUCACUGUCAAUUUGGUUUUUAUUGUUUUUUUUAGACCCUUCAUGUCUACACUAAUGCGUUUUCAAAAGUAUUUUCAUCGAAAACGCAUCGAUCGAUUCGUGUCCACUCAGACUAACGUUUUGAUGCGUUUUCGAAUGUCCACACUGAAACGUUUGAAAACGAUAGAAUUGCACAUUGUGACGUAAGUUGAACUCUGUGUACAUGCUUCAAACACAUACGCCUGCGAUAUAUUCGGUGAUCGUUUCAUUUUCAUUCAUUUUCGAACGUCCAUACUGAUAGGUUAUGUUUUUGGUCUGGUUUUGAUCCACUAUCAAGAGCGUUUUCACUGCAAAUCCAAGCAUUUUUGAUGAAAACGCUGUGCGUAUUGGUGUGGACGGAAGGCCGCAUUAGUGCAUUAGUGUGAACGGGCUGUUUUGAGAACAUUAUAACAAGAGUUUGCCCCAGAAAGGAAUAUAAAAUAAUUGUUAUAAAGGACAGAAACGUUUUUUCUCAAAAUGGAAGUUACAAAGUAUAUUUGUUUCCACAGGAACCGUGAAACUGAAAUUCUCAAAGGUCAGAUUGACUUCUUAAAUGAUGCCAUUAACAGAGAAGAAGAAAGAGCGAAGGAGUUGGAGAUGAAAUCAAAGUAAGCUAAUUAUGAUAAAUCCGAUUAUUUAUUUUGUGCAGAGAACCGAGUUUAUAAAUUUUGAACAUUUUUAUUUCUGUUCCUGUUUCUCUCCAGUCUGUCAACCAGAUAAAAAUAUUUCUUUAUUGCUUUUUGUUUUCAUGCAGAAUGUUUUCAUAUGGCGAAUUUAAAGCGGAAGAUCAGGUAAUUAAGCUGGUGUCGUAUGUCACCAUUUUAAACCACUAAUUUCGAAAGAACAAGUAAUGGCGCUGCGCCAACUGGGAGUGCUAAGUUUUUUGUAAAUAAGUUAAAAUUGAAAGCUUUGAUUUGUAAUCUUUGACAGGCGUUGCUCAAUUUCUGAAAGUAUUUGAAACUGAAACUGUUCAAACGCGAGAGAGAUGUCCCCCAAACAUUCACCAAGAUGUCAACCAUUUUUAAAAGGGAAGACUGUCUUGUUCAGCUUCCUGAACUUUGCCUAAUUUUAAUUUCUUUUGCUGCUCUGCAGGAAAAAAUGCUACAGACGCUCAACAAAAAGGUGGAAGAUGUUUAUCGAAAUUGUAUUGGUGAUAACGAAGCAAAUAUAAGGUAAUUAAAACAAAGAUUAUUCGAUGAAACAAAGGAGCGUGCACGUUUUACGGUGUAAAGUUGUCGUAUGACAACCCGAAAUUAUGUCUAAAAGGUGGAUUAAUUUUCCGUGUACCUAUAGCGCCUACCAUAGCCCUCUGGUGAACGUCUGACUGACAUAGCUGAUCAACCUUAAAGAGAGCAGACUUUUUAGACUGUAGUUUUAUCCCUUGUUUGCGUUGGAUUGUAGGAACGUUAUUAAAAUCCAAGGCGGCGAAGCGGCUAACACUUCGCUUAACAAGCAAAUUCGCGUUCUUUCAAUCUUUAUCGCGACUAUUCCAACUCACUGACCUUGUUCAAUGUAGGCGGACUCCCGUCUGUUGUUGUUCUAUGUUGUCCUCCAUAAAACGUAAAAUUAGGCAUCUUCUCGUCGUAGUCGUAGUCGGCAAAUAAAGGUUGAAAAAAGUUUGCUGCACGUGCAUACAGUUGUUGUUUUUGCCUAUCAAGGUCCCGGGGGACACUAUUAAUGAAUAAAUUCAUAAUGUCAUAAGGCAAAAUUUUGCUGGUUACGUCUUUAGGAACGCUUAUGUCUCGGCUGUUCUUAUCCUCUUUUCUUUCUUUCUUCUUCGUUUUUCUUUGGAGGGGAGGUGGGGUCCUCAACGCGACAUUGAUUUUGCGGUUCAAAAGGAUUCGAUAAAACACCUGUAUCCAAGCGGACAAUAAUACGAGUCCGUUACGGGCGGGGGAGACAUACCCUGGUUGCCAGUAGUCUGUACACAGAGGUUAUUUUUUUUUUCCUUCGUUCCUCCCUACCCCUUGCGCUGGCGGUCAAUAAAUCCCCCGCGGUUUUAAUUUUUUAUCACGCGGGCUCAACGGACUUUGAAGAAAAAAUAGAGGGUCUGUGAACAGGCUAGGGUGCUAGAGACUCUUCACGUGCGGUCUCAGGUUUCGGUUUCGGUAAAGACUUCAUAGUGACCCGAAAAGCGCGAUCUGCCAAGUAAAGACAACCCUGCUUAACGUCCAUUGUUCUUUAAUGUGUCUGGAAAAUUUUAUCUACUCCUCUGAAACAGUGAUUUGUGAUAGCAAGCACGAUCACGGCACCAAGCAAAACCAGCUUGAUCGUUGAGUGCUCUAGAAAUUUAAACAACUAGUUUGGAGACAAAAAGAGGAGAAUAUGUGUAGUGUUAUAGCUUCUCAAAGUAUUAAUGUUUAUUGACUGUAUUCGCAGCACUCUACAGAUGCUAACAAACAUUGAAAAUCGCCUGGAGGAACUUUUUGAACAAAUAGAAGUCAUGCCCCCAGACAGAGUAGAGAUGGCUGAAAAGGUUAGAUGAGAAAAAUUCAUUACAAAAUCCAGUAAGCAACAACAAGCUGCUUUCAAAUCGAAAAAUCACUCAAUGAAACGUUAUGAAAUCCUGCAUGGGAAGAAUUUUACCCCACACCCUGUUUUAGUUCAGAUGAACGCCUAAUUUUGCGGUCAUGUCCAGCCACUGGCUUUAUCUCUUAUACCUCCUGUAACCAAGCACCUCAUGUCCAUUUGAUUAACCAAAAUGAGUAAUUUACAAUGCUGCAGUUUGCAUGAUCUUUCCGCUUAGUGAGGCAACGUCGUAAAAUACCUAAGACUAAGACUUAGUUACAUGAUCAAGUGAAUAGUGAUCGAAAAGUGACAUGAUAUUUUCCAGGCAAAAGAGAAAGAACGACGCAUGCGCCUUCGAGAGGAGAAGAUGGAGCAACAAAGACUGCACCAAGAGGAUAGAGUCAGAAGGGCUCUAGAACGAGCUCAGGCUGAACCCAAGAAAAAGGUUUGUGAUGAAGUUCCAUUUUCUUUGUUUGGGAGCCCGCGACACCUUCUAAAAAGUUAGAAAAGGAAAAAGAGCCCUUCACCUUACCUAAGCAAUUUUGCAUUGCUGACCAAGUUACGUUUGGAGCAGAGGUUUGCUAUGUUAUCCUUAAGAAGACCCCAUUUCAGAAAAGCUGUAAAGAAAAUAAGUCGCUAUUUCAAGGAAACAACGACGGAGAAGCAUACGCCAUGGACACAAAUUUCAAUUAUCUUUGCUGCGAAGAUGUUCUAAAAAUGAAGUGAAAAGCAUCUGCAAGUCUGAAUGUUAUUCUGGGGUAACUGUUGGCCCAAAUAUCCGCGGAUAAGAAUUACUUAAAACUUAAGUAAAAGCUUGAAAAAAGGGUUAUUUUUAACAAGGAAAAGUAGAUCGAGAUUCAUUGCAUUUUUUACAAAGUUGGAGCCCCUCAGUUUUUGACCAUGCGUUCACUUAUGGUCAUAGAUUACAUGUAAUAGUUUUAAGUUUUGUUUUUGGCUCUCUUCUUGCAGACUGGAAAACCCCUUAUGUUCCGUUCUGAGCCUCCACAAAGGCGAAGAAAACAACAAGAUUCCGAUAAGAAACAAGAUAAAGAAGAGGAAGAACUCAAGUACUUCUUUACGUGAAUAACUGUGACUAUGUAGUCUUUGUACAACUCUUCAAUACUUCAGUUCACUUUUCAAUAUCUUAAAGCAUAGUUAGCAUAUAUACACACUGGAAAAAUGUUGACCUUGAGUAUAAAUACAACUUGUUUAUAGUGUAAUUAUCAAUAAAAGUUUGAUAUUGAAGAAAGUUUUGUGUAAUUGCCUUGUAUUAGUGGUAUAUCGUUUUAAAUACUUGGCAAUACGUGAAGGGUUGAUAAAACGUUUUGUAAGGAAGAUAUUUGUCCUAAAUUUUAGGCAGCCUUGGGGAUUUCUUGUUAAACCGGCAAAGAAGAGCUUAAAAUGAUAAAAAAUAAAAUAAAUGAUUGACC
Messenger RNA from Porites lobata, 10128 nucleotides. The record is from the annotation of a GenBank genome assembly. Lineage: Eukaryota; Metazoa; Cnidaria; Anthozoa; Scleractinia; Poritidae.